AUGGUGAUUGUGUUUCAUGUGUCUGGUUUUGGAGGGGUGUUGGACUAUGGUGCAACAAGGAUUUUCAUUCGAUUUGGAUUAGAUUAUAUUCCUAUGGUGAGAACUAGAGGUGGUGCGACUUUUAAAAAAAGGAGAGGCCUUCGUAGUUCAACAGGAGGAGUUAAAUUGAAAGAUACAGGAGCAUGUAUCAAUCUCAAUGAUGAAGAUGAAGAGCAUAUUGAUGGUGGAAGCAAAAUGAUUGAUGAUGAUACUAACAGAGAUAAAGAUGCUUGUAUUGAAAAAGGAUUGAAAAAUAAAGCUAUCACUAAGAAAAAGAAACCUUCUACUAUUGAGAGUGAUAUACCUUUGUCAACUGUGAUGGAAGGAAAGAAGGGGAAUGAGUCUUCUUCUUCACAUGCUAUUGUUUUGUCAGCUAAGAAGAGAAAUUUGGAUGAAAAUGAAGGUCUUAAAGUGAAGAAAGUGAAGGCAAAUAAGGAUAAGAACAUUGUGAUUCAUAGGCAAGAAUCUGCAAUCAUAGAUGGUGAUGUACAUAUGGUACAACGAGGAUUUAAAACACGUUGCAGGCCAUUUCAUUUAGUAGAGAUGAUUAAAAAAAUUUUAGAUGAUCAAAUCAAGGUUGUUAAAGAAAUUGGCUUUGGAGGUUUGUUAUCUUUGAAGGUGAAACGAACUGCAACUGAUAUGCUAUCAUGGUUGGUAGAUUGUUUUGAUCAUGGUAGUUGCAUGUUUACUAUUGAUAGUAAAAAAGAUUUUGUUGUGACUGAAUUUGAUGUGUAUGAUGUUUUUUGCCUUCCUUGCAAAACAUCUAAGAAAGUUGAAGAAAUUUCUCGUUGUGCUAAUGUCAUCAACCCUGAUUAUGAUUUAAAGGUUAAAUGGAGGUCUCAUUUUGGUCUUAUGGGUGAGAAUGAUCAGAUUCCUUUGGGUUUUUUGGAAUCUAAGAUCCCUUUACUAGUAGAUGGCGGGGAAGAAUUCAGACAACUUUUUAUCAUGCAUGCUUUUUCAAGUUUUUUAGCACCUACGUCCAACAGAACUGUAGAUUUGAGAAUUGUAAAAUGUUUGGUUGAUGUUAAUCAAAUAAGAACUUAUGAUUGGUCAAAAUAUGUCUUAGAUAGACUUUGUGAAGCUGUGAAGAGCUAUAAAGAAGGAAAUAUAGAAUGGUUUUGUGGUUGUGUUUUGAUGUUAGAGAUUAUCUAUUUUCAUCGAUUGAGGUUUAGGAAUGUUGUGUUAAAUUCUACAAUACCUUUAUUUCAACAUUGGACUGAUGUGGAUAUAAGAGAUAGAAUUAGAAAUGAAAAGUUGUCCAAGGGUUUUGGAUGUGGCAUUCUUGAGUUUGAUACAUAUCUAGUGAGUGAGAAGUUGCAAUUUGAGGAUGGACAAGUUGUUUGUAAUCAAUUCAAGGAAGCUCCUGUGAAUCAAACUUCUAGAAAAGAAUCUGUUGUUUAUGAAGGUGUCCGUAGCAAUGUUAAGGGUGUUAUUCAGUUUGAGCUACCUGCUAGUUCAAUGUCUAAUGAGGAAAUCCGUUCAAUUGCUAUUGAUGAAGUUUAUGAGAAGUUUUUGCUCAUGAAAAGAGAUUUAGAAGUGGUAUCUAACUUCUAUAUGAAUGAGUUGAAAGUCUUAUUUCAGACUCGUAAACCUAAUGAUGGUUCAACUUCGACACCUCCAAUGUCCCAAACUGAUUUAUUCUUUAUGGAUCCUCGUGUUCAUGAAAUUGUUGAUGAGAUUGUGUCUCUUGUAAAUUGGGUAAGCAAAGUGCCUAAUGGUUUGGAUGAUGAUGAUAUUGAUGAUAAUGGUGCACCUGCAAAAGAGAUUAAUGUUGUAGUCGGUGAAGUUCUAAGGAUAGGUUUUGAGCAUGUUUUGAGUAAUGGAAAAUCUAAAUGAUCCCUUGCUAUGGAUGUUAGUCUCUUUGGUGAUAAAGUUACAUAUGUAACUCAAUAUAUGAAUUCAAGUAAUAAGGAUAUGAAGGUUUUGGAUGCAGUUGUCCAGGAACUUGUUGACUACUGCAUUAGUGAUUAUCAUGGUUUCGAUCUCAAUGAGGUGUUGGUAUCUUUUGGCAAACCAUUUGAGAUUACAAGGAAUGAAUUCCUUUCAUUAGGCGAACUGACUAUUGCUAUAUCUUCUGUUAUUAUUGAUUGUUG
Chenopodium quinoa (quinoa) is the source of this 2132-nucleotide messenger RNA. RefSeq lists its product as uncharacterized. Lineage: Eukaryota; Viridiplantae; Streptophyta; Magnoliopsida; Caryophyllales; Amaranthaceae. The transcript is spliced from 6 exons. The record is from RefSeq and is a predicted model, not a curated record. Bases 1 to 1875 code for a protein of 624 amino acids.